Messenger RNA from Dipodomys spectabilis (banner-tailed kangaroo rat), 3095 nucleotides. It is a transcript of the gene Osbpl10, whose product is annotated as oxysterol binding protein like 10. The transcript has 12 exons. Bases 1 to 2301 code for a protein of 766 amino acids. Lineage: Eukaryota; Metazoa; Chordata; Mammalia; Rodentia; Heteromyidae. Gene Ontology annotation, molecular function: cholesterol binding. The record is from RefSeq and is a predicted model, not a curated record. Gene Ontology annotation, cellular component: intracellular membrane-bounded organelle; cytosol; membrane.
AUGGAGAGCGCGGCCCAGGGCGCAGACGGCGGCGGGGGCAGCCAGGGCAGCAGCCGCAGCAGCAGCCGCGCCACGUCGGCGGGCUCCUCGCCCUCCUGCUCGCUGGCGGCCCGGGGAGUGUCGGGCCGCUCGGUGGCGGCCGUGCUGGGCGGCGGGGGCAGCCGCAGCAGCCCGGGCUCGGUGGCCGCCAGCCCGUCGGGAGGCGGUGGGCGGCGGAGGGAGCCGGCGCUCGAGGGCGUGCUCAGCAAAUACACCAACCUCCUCCAGGGCUGGCAGAACAGGUACUUUGUGCUGGAUUUUGAGACUGGCAUGCUGCAGUAUUUUGUGAAUGAGCAGAGCAAACACCAGAAGCCACGAGGAGUGCUGUCUUUGUCUGGAGCCAUUGUGUCUCUGAGCGACGAAGCUCCCCACAUGCUGGUUGUGUACGCUGCCAGUGGAGAGAUGUAUAAGCUGAGAGCUGCUGAUGCAAAAGAGAAACAGUUUUGGGUGACUCAGCUUCGAGCUUGUGCCAAAUUCCACAUGGAAAUGAAUUCGAAGAGUACUCCAAGCUCCCGGAGCCGAAGUCUCACUUUGCUCCCCCAUGGAACACCCAAUUCUGCGUCUCCCUGUAGCCAGAGACACCUCAGUGCGGGGGCCCCCGGUGUUGUCACAAUCACGCAUCACAAGUCGCCUGCAGCUGCUCGAAGAGCCAAGAGUCAGUAUUCCGGCCAGCUUCACGAAGUCAGAGAGAUGAUGAACCAGGUGGAAGGGCAGCAGAAGAACCUUGUGCGUGCCAUCGAGUCCCUGCCAGGCUCCGGCCCCCUCACUGCCUUGGAUCAGGACCUGCUGCUCCUGAAAGCUACCUCCGCUGCCACCCUUAGCUGCCUUGGGGAAUGCCUCAGCCUGUUGCAGCAGAGUGUGCGCCAGGCAGGUCCACCCAACCACAAGCCUGGUGCCUCAGAAAACAUCCUGGGAUGGCACGGGCCCAAGUCACACUCUGCAGAACAGCUGAAAAAUGGGACUCUUGGUUCUUUGCCAUCAGCCAGUGCCAACAUAACCUGGGCACUUUUACCAAACUCUGCCGAAGAGGAGUCCACCUCCCAGCCAGAGCCAGAGCCAGAGCCAAACUCAGACCGUGAAUUGGUUUUGUCGGAAGAUGAAAAAAGUGACAAUGAAGACACGGAAGAGACAGAAUUGGGCGUCAUGGAGGAUCAGCGCAGUGUAAUUCUUCAUCUCAUUUCACAACUCAAACUUGGGAUGGAUCUGACCAAGGUGGUGCUCCCCACAUUCAUUCUGGAGAAGCGGUCUCUGCUGGAGAUGUAUGCUGACUUUAUGGCACACCCUGACCUGCUGCUGGCUGUGGCUGCUGGCGCCACACCAGAAGAGAGGGCCAUUGGCUUCGUCGAGUAUUAUCUCACAGCCUUCCAUGAGGGCCGCAAGGGGGCCUUGGCCAAGAAGCCCUACAACCCCAUCAUUGGUGAGACGUUUCAUUGCUCCUGGGAAGUUCCCAAGGACAAGGUCAAACCCAAGAGGACUGCUCCCCCCACCCCCACAGACUGCCAAGAACACCCGGUAGCCGAUGACCCUUCCAAAAGCUACAAACUCAGGUUUGUAGCUGAACAAGUUUCCCAUCACCCGCCCAUCUCCUGCUUCUACUGUGAGUGCAAGGAGAAGAGACUAUGCAUCAACACUCACGUAUGGACCAAAAGCAAGUUCAUGGGCAUGUCCGUGGGGGUCUCUAUGAUCGGGGAAGGUGUGCUGAGUCUUCUGGAAUAUGGAGAAGAGUAUGUUUUCACCCUGCCCAGUGCCUACGCCCGAUCCAUCCUCACCAUCCCAUGGGUGGAGCUUGGAGGGAAGGUCAGCAUCAGCUGUGCCAAGACGGGCUACUCUGCCACGGUGACUUUCCACACAAAGCCCUUCUACGGGGGGAAGGUCCACAGGGUCACGGCAGAGGUGAAGCACUGCCCCACCAACACCAUUGUCUGUAAGGCCCACGGGGAAUGGAAUGGCACCUUGGAGUUCACCUACAGCAAUGGGGAGACCAAAGUUAUCGACACAACAGCCCUUCCUGUGUACCCAAAGAAGAUAAGGCCCCUCCAGAAACAGGGACCCAUGGAGUCCAGGAACCUCUGGCAGGAGGUGACCCGAAACCUACGAUUAGGGGACAUUGAGGCUGCCACCGAGCAGAAGCGGCGCCUGGAGGAGAAGCAGCGCGUGGAGGAGCGGAAGCGGGAGAGCCUGCGGGUGCCCUGGCAGCCCAGAUACUUCACCCAGGAGGGUGAUGGCUGGGUUUACUUCAACCCUCUCUGGAAGGCACACUGAUGAAGUGGCAGUGCACGGCUCUCCUACACAACCCUGUUUUUGUAGAAAUUAAAGUGGUACAGUCCUGCGGUUCUGUUGGCAUUCACUGUGACCUCUUGUUAGCGUUGGGAGAAAUGGUAACAGCAAAAUUGUAUACUGUGAAAAACACACCUGCAGACUCUGCUAGAGGAUUAACUGUACACGAGAGCCAUUUGGGAUGUGUCCACAGUGUUCACACACAACACAGUGGACACACAUCUGUGUUGUUAUACACAUGAAUACUGCACUCACCAAGAUUUAAUGGGUAACCCAUGAGCUCCUUUUUUUUAAUCAAUGAGGGUUGAAAUUUUUUCUAUUUUUCACUUUGCCAAACAAAAAACAACUAAAAAAAAAACCCCAUUUUGCACUUACAAAGAUGUUCUCACUUAGUCAAUUCCUGUCACAAUGAAGGUUGAAUGAGCAGUGAGCAUGGCCCAACUUAUUUCCCUCUAGACAAAAUGGCUCAUUCCUGGUAAAGGUUGGUGGCUGUCAUCUCUUUUAACUGUUUUGAUUUUUAGCACCCACCUGCCUCUGUUGUUAGUCCACACCCAGGAAAGAGAAGAGGCUCUUGGUUGUGGAUGGGAUGGAGGAAGCAGUUUAAGACAGCUGUGGGAGCCUCCCAAUUGGAGCACCCCUGGAGAAACCAGUGAGACCCAUUGGGGCAUUUUCUUCCCAUCCUUUGAUAGUCAUGCUCACGCAGCAUGGGUCAUACAUUCUUUUAUUUUUUUUUGUUGGUCGUGGGGCUUGAACUCUGGGCCUGGGCGCUGUCCACUCAG